AUGGCGAGGAAGCGCAAAGCGUCCGUCGUGCGGAAGCCUGCCGGCAAAAGGCGGCCGGGGGCGGGAGUGCGGCGGGACGGCGAGGAGGAACGCGAAGAGGGUGAUUUUGUGGAGGAAAAACCCAGCGUAAAGAAGAGCAGAGCCGGAGUUGCAGCUAAGAAGAAGGAGGACGAUGGUGAUGCUGGAGUUGCCAAGUCAGCAGAUAAGCCUUCAAAACAAAAACGGCGAGCAAAAGAAAAUGAGAAAAGCCCUGAAAAUAAAGGGACUCGUCACAAAGAGCAAACGUGCAGUGACUCACCGAAGGCCUCUCAGAAGGAGAUAAAAUUGAAGAGAGAAUCUCUUAUUAAAAAAGAAAUGGAUGAAGACAAUACUGAUGAUGAUGAUGAUGAAAGUGAAGAUGAAUGGGAGGAUGUGGAGGAACUCCAGGAGCCUGUCGUAGAUAAGUUAGAAGAAGGUGCUGUUCUUCCAGCAGUGGUGCUGCCAAGCAAUCCUGUUGAGAUAGAGAUUGAAACCCCAGAACAACUUAAGAGAAGAGAGAGAAGAGAGAAAAGGAAAGCUGAGUUUGAGACUUAUGUUCGGAGAAUGAUUAAACGUUUCACUAAGGAGGUUCGUGAGGACACACACAAGGUUCACCUCUUGUGUUUAUUAGCAAAUGGUUUCUAUAGGAACAGGAUCUGCAGCCAGCCAGAUCUUCAUGCCAUUGGUCUAUCCAUCAUCCCCAUACACUUCACAAAAGUUCCUGCAGGCCAAGUGGACCUUCUCUACAUUUCCAACUUGGUGAAAUGGUUUGUUGGAACCUUCACUGUCAAUGAUGAACUUUCCAGUGAAAAAGGAGAGCCCCUUCAGUCGACCUUGGAGAGGCGCUUUGCCAUCUAUGCUGCACGAGAUGAUGAAGAGUUGGUUCAUAUAUUUUUAAUUAUUCUCAGGGCGUUGCAGCUGCUGUGUCGCCUCGUGCUGUCCUUACAGCCUAUUCCUCUCAAGGAGACGAAGGCAAAGGAAAAAAGCACAUCCAAGAAGCAGUCGCUCAGCAGUACCUCUGAGGGGCAGGAGAGCUCAGGCACAACACCCAAAGUUGUGGCAAAAAAAUGCCCCUGCAAAAAAGCCAAACGGGAUGAGAAAUCAUCAGGGAGUGAAGAAGACAAUGAGGAGUCAAAGAAAACAAAAAGUGCUCAGACCAAAAGGACACACAAGUCAAAACUGACAACAGGCAACAAGGAACAGAAGGAGACUGGGAAUGAGGACAGUGGUCUAGGGGAAAAAGAUGUGCCGAUCAGACCCAAGAACAGUCGGCGGAGACGAGUGGCCUCCAAAGUGUGUUACAAAGAAGAGAGUGGAAGUGAUGAGGGCAGUGUUUCUGACUUUGAGAUUUCAGGAGAGGAAAGUGAUAUCUCCGACGAGGACUUUGAAACUGUCUCUAAAAAGCGGAGAAGCUCACGAGGUGCCCAGAAAUCAAAGGUAAUGACUAUGAAAAGCCCCAAAAGUGAGACUUCGGAAUCAAGGCUAUCCAGAUGUUCUUUGGGAGUUGAGCCAAGACCAGCAAAAACCGCAGCUCCAAGCUUGCCUCGUGCACAGAGAAAGAGAAACAAAAUAAUUUCUAGUGAUGAGGAUGAUGGGCAGCAGAUGGUACAGAAAGUGGUUGGCACAGACCAGUGGCUAGAGGUUUUUCUUGAACGUGAGGACAGGUGGGUGUGUGUAGACUGCGUUCAUGGCAUUGUUGGCCAGCCCCAGCAGUGCUUCACGUAUGCCACAAAGCCACUUUCCUACAUUGUGGGAUUUGACAAUGAUGGGAGCGUCAAGGAUGUGACACAAAGAUACGACCCAGUGUGGAUGACCACGACAAGGAAGAAACGUGUGGAUCCUGAGUGGUGGGAAGACACACUGCAGCCAUAUAAAAGUCCCUUUGCAGACAGAGACAAGAAGGAGGAAACAGAGUUUCAGGUUAAGCUUCAGGAUCAGCCUCUACCAACAGCAAUUGGAGAGUACAAAAACCACCCUCUGUAUGCACUGAAGAGGCAUCUCUUGAAAUAUCAGGCCAUCUAUCCUGAGUCAGCUGCUAUCCUAGGGUACUGCAGGGGAGAGGCUGUUUAUUCGAGAGACUGUGUACACACGCUUCACUCCAAGGACACUUGGCUUAAGCAGGCUCGAGUGGUGAGGAUUGGAGAAGUGCCUUACAAAAUGGUGAAGGGCUACUCCAACCAGGCCAGGAAGGCACGCCUUGCAGAGCCUGCAAACCGGGACAAAGCGGACCUGGCACUGUUUGGUCGCUGGCAGACAGAGGAGUAUCAGCCACCCAUAGCAGUGGAUGGAAAGGUUCCUCGGAAUGAAUAUGGAAACGUCUAUCUCUUCCUGCCCUCUAUGUUACCUGUUGGUUGUGUGCAGCUUAGGCUCCCCAACCUGAACAGAUUGGCACGGAAGCUGGACAUUGACUGUGCUCAAGCUGUCACUGGGUUUGACUUCCAUGGUGGCUACUCACACGCAGUUACUGAUGGUUAUGUUGUCUGUGAAGAAUAUAAAGAGGUGCUCAUUGCUGCCUGGGAGAAUGAACAAGCAGAAAUAGAAAAGAAGGAGAAGGAGAAGCGUGAGAAGAGAGCUCUGGGAAACUGGAAGUUGCUGACAAAAGGACUUCUCAUUAGAGAGAGACUGAAGCAACGCUUCUCCAUCAAGGCUGAGCCAUCAGCACCUGAGACAGAGAAAGGAGCAGGAUUCUCCUCUGAUGAAGAAGGCCCAAAUUCAGGGACUGCAGGAGGGGAUAUGGAAAUUUUUUGGCCCCGAAAUCGCCAGGCAGAGAAGCAGAAAGAGAAGACAACCAGAAAAAGCAAGCGGGAAAAGAAGGACGAAGCAGCACAGUUGUUUCCUUUUGAGAAAUUGUGAUAAGUACAAGCAUUUCUUGCUCUUUCCCAAUGCAAGAACAGAAUUGUCACAACAAAAGUAUCCUAUGCCAGUUAAAGACUUAGUCUGCUGUUCAUUUGCAUUUCUGAGCUAUCGGGGAAUCAACCAAAUUCAGCACCAAGAAUCUUUUGCUAUUGUGGGUAAUUAAGUUCAUCUGUUUAUCCUUGAACUUAGGAGAAGCAGAUGUGCUGCUGUACUUUCCAAGAUCACCAUCUGUACACAACUGGGCUUUUUUGCGCUCCUCUGUAUCACUCAACACUGUUACAAAUGUAUUCUGAGGCACUACUUCCAUUAGCACUGCCUCUUCCCAAUUUUCUCCUCACCAUUUUUUUUUCCUGAUUGCCCAGAACUGAAGUAUGCAGCUGCUAUUUAACAGUCUGUGUUAAGCUAGUCAAGAAACCACUACAUCCUCUUUGGUGUUUUAAUCAUACCUUAUCCAAAUCAGUAGUGAGUAGAGUUCUAGUCUCAGCAUUACAGAGAGGGGAAAUACCUCAUGUGGAGUGCAGCCUGCAAUCAAGAUUUGGAUGAACCUGAAAACUUCCUUUCUAAAGAAUACAUGUGCCUUUUGUGAAAACUCAACUUUGGCUUUUCAGUCUACAGUCUUCCCUUACUUUCAGAUAUCUUGUGCAUUAGAAAGAAGAAGCCCUGUCUUCGUUGCAAACUUAAGAUUAAAUAUGUCAUCUUAAGUCAAUCAAAAAUAUACACGUUUGUUUCAGCUUUGA
This is a messenger RNA of Meleagris gallopavo (turkey), 3611 nucleotides long. It is a transcript of the gene XPC, whose product is annotated as XPC complex subunit, DNA damage recognition and repair factor. NCBI's taxonomy places the organism in Eukaryota, Metazoa, Chordata, Aves, Galliformes, Phasianidae. The record is from RefSeq and is a predicted model, not a curated record. Gene Ontology annotation, molecular function: single-stranded DNA binding; damaged DNA binding. Gene Ontology annotation, biological process: mismatch repair; nucleotide-excision repair. Gene Ontology annotation, cellular component: nucleotide-excision repair factor 2 complex; nucleus; cytoplasm.